Messenger RNA from Paramuricea clavata, 5757 nucleotides. NCBI's taxonomy places the organism in Eukaryota, Metazoa, Cnidaria, Anthozoa, Malacalcyonacea, Plexauridae. The record is from the annotation of a GenBank genome assembly.
UCAUUGUAAGGAGCUCAAGUGAACGAGUUUAGUACUAUACUGCACAGCCAUGCUAUUUCCCAAGCAUUGUUUUCUUUGGAUUAGUGCUUGACGUGCAGUUGCAAUGGAAAUGAAUAGACAGUGUCAUGAGAGAAUUAAGUUUUGAGUGAUGGUGUCAUGUAUAGUAAAUUCUUGAGUUUAAGCAUUUAUAUAUCUCUCUUUGCUUUUCAUUGUGUGAACAAUAGGUCGUAACUUUAGCAUUAUCCAUAACACAUGCCACCUAGGUAGUACCUGAACCAGGAAAAACUAACAACCUUAUGCCAUUCCUAGACUAUAUACAUACAGUAUUGAAUGAAUGUCAAUAUCCAGUAUCUGAGUAUCGAGUCCGGCAUGUGGCCCAAUAAGUUAGGCAAAAUAUGGCACACGCUUGAGCAACAAGCGCUCAUGCAUAUAUCUACUGGCUAUACCGAUUUAUUAAUGCUAUAAUUACAAAAUGUGGUACUUAAAAGUAAAAAAGUUUGUCAUGCUGAGAACGAAAAAUAACCUCGUUGUCAGCGGAGUUUCAAAAUUUAUAUAUUCCGUGUGCAUGUAUGAUUGUUAUUGUGUGCUCAAUGUUUGUAUGGCUGUUGUUAGUAAAGUUGGAAAACGUCCAGAUGAAAAUUUCAAAAUGAAAUCAAUUUCUGAUAAAUAUAAAAUGAUAUCUGGCGAGCGGAAGUCGAUUAAAUAUCAUGUUUGAUCAAGCAUAGAAAAUGAAGAUGCUGUGUAAAUUGUGUAAAUCAUCGAAAGACUGCUCUGAUUGACUUGAUUUAUGCUGAUAUUUUCCCCGUCGUGUAAAGUGCCGGAAAAUAUUUGGAUUUCAAAGAAUACUAGUUAGAACUCGACAUGCUUGACCUCUUGAGAAACGAUCCAAUUAAUUGGCAAAGGAUUUUUUAGCAAAACUGAAUAUCUCAACUACUCAAGAACUGUGGACUUGUGGGGAAAGUGUUUACGGCAUAAUUUGGCAAUUUUUAGUUCGUUAUAUUUCUCAUUACUGACAGCUUGUGCAAGUUGCAUGUAUCCAUAUAGUGUAAAGUAGGUUUCGCUGCCGCAGGAACGCGAAUACGCCUUUACCCUGGAUUUGCUGCCGCGAUAUUGCUGACCACUUAUCUACUCGAAAUUUAGCCAUACAUACAUCCAUAACAUUAAUAGGCAAAUGCAUUUAAUUUAAUCUAUUGUAACACAAUAAUAAUUGCUUAUUUGUUUCAAUUUUGGUCAUCACCAGCUACAAAACCUGCCGAAAAUUCUACCUCAACAGCAAUUUUUGACAUUAAUUAACUUGCCGCAGGAUAUCUAUGACUAUGUAUGAACUUAUACUCAAAACAAAAAUAAAAUAACCUUGCUGAGUUCUCAAGUACUUCAAAGCUGUCAGACAAUCUAUAUCUAGAACUUAAAACAUAACACAACACAACAGAGCGAACACGUGGUUGUUAUUAAUAUGCUUAUUUUAGGUGGUCUAUAGCAAAUUGUCGACGUCCAAUCUUAACAAAGAAUCAAUUAAUGCUCAUACUCAAUUCAUUCGGCAUAAUUUAAAUUCAUUCGGCAUAAUUUAAUUUGACAGUACAGGAAUGGGCGUCAGGUGCUUGUCCAGUAAACGGCUUCAGGUGCCCACUAUAUAUACAGCCAUUGCGUGACGAUAUGUCCAUGAAAACAUGUAUAAAAGUUAUUCAAAGUUACCUGUCCCAUCACUAAAAUAUCGUUAUGAAAUUGGCAUUGGUCCUUGGUUCAGGGCCGUCGCUAGGGGUGGGAGUGUGACACCCCCUGAAAACAUCUUUUUGGGGAAAUGAUUUUGUCCCUACCCCCGUCACCAACAGUUUUGGGAAAAGAAAUAUUAUAAAAUAGCGGCUGAAAUGUUAUCGGUAAAUGUGAUAGGCCUAUAUACUACUUCCCUUUAGCCUCUUCUCGAUGGCUCUGCCUUGGUUUAUGAUUUCUUUAGUGAAAUGUCAGAUAUGAAAUGUAUAAAGUCAAAGAGAUGGAUAGCCAAUUGAAUGACGUACUCCUGGGAUAUUAAAGAUUACAUAAUCUUUUCUAUAUCAUAAAUUUAUUUACUUUGCGUGAUGAUAAUUGGCUUCUUUAAAGGUGCCCUACAGUCCGUAUGUAAACAAAGCCUUUUUUACAUUUUUGUGUCGAAAAUAUUGAGCUUUAUUCCACAACUAUUUAUAUUUUCAAGCUUCUAGAGUAUAAUAAAUGAUCAAGAAACAACAAUCAGGCUUUGCAAGAACUUGAAAGAACCCAAAACAUAGUUAAACUGUUUGUAUCAUAAAAAGUGGGCUCCUUUGUGCACAGAUUGGACUGUAGGGCACCUUUAAACAACAGUGUAUAUAAACAAAUAGCCUAUUUAUUAUGUUCAGUUCACUGAAAGAUUUUCACUAUUUUUAUUGUAACCACUUAACACGCAAUACCGAUUAUAAGCAUUUAAGGCUAUUAUACUCCAUCCAUGUACUGCUCAUGCUUUACAUGAAAAAAAAGAUAACUAUAUGUGGUUUCUUUACCGGGGUCAGACUAAAAUUUGGCCUGUAAAUGAAUGAAUGAAUGAAUGGCUGUGAUGUCAUGAAACAAUGUGAAUUUUAAUCCAUCACCUUGUGAUAUCUCACAGUGUUGACAGUUUUAUAUCGAGCUGAAGUGAUUACGGCCUGCCUGGAAUUUAAUUUCAAAUUUCUUCAAUUUCCUCCAGUCAGAAUUUCUGGAGUUUUUCCGAAUUUUAAGUGGUAAUUGCCCUCUAUCUCGUAUGCUAUAAUGAGAACAAUAUUGUAAAAAAAAUUGUAAGGGAAAAAGUGUCGAUACAUUUUCAAAACUUCAGGAUGUAUAACAGUUUAACAGUUUUAAACGUCGUAUUUUUAAUCAGAUUUUAUGCAGCAGAUAUCAGGAUUUCUUUUAAUGUUUCUUCUUUCGAAUUAUGUUAGUUUUGGUGACACAUAGUUCGUUACUAUGGCAACACACGCGCGUGAAAUUCACUAGAAAUAGCCCAUUGCUUUGUGUAGCUGGUCACCCCCAGUUCACGUUUUUCGUGCACUAUUUUACUCAGGACAUACGUUUUUGGAAAAACGCAAAAAUGUCGUAAAUAAUUACUCAAAUAAUUUUAAUUAAUAUUUAAUUAACAUUAAGAUACUAAUCGAGAAUUGAGAAUUUUUCAUAUAUAUUAUUACAACUAUAAUAUAACCAUCCAUGUACUUUACAUAAUGUUUAAUAUUUUGUCUUGUAGUUUAUCAUGGAACCUCUGGAUUAAAUGCAAUUGGUGGAAACAUAAAUAAUGGUCGACAACUACCAGACUACAUACGCCACAGAAUCGUUCAGUUGGCCAGUUGUGGUGUGCCAUAUUGCGAGAUUUCUAACAGACUCAUGGUAUCUCAUGGAACAAUUAGUAAAAUUCUUGGCCGUUUCUAUGAUUCAGGAACUGUUCGACCUGGAUCUAUCGGAGGUAGUAAACCUAAAGUUGCAACACCCGCUGUUGUGAGUAAAAUUGUUCAAUAUAAACAACAAAAUCCGACGAUCUUCGCUUGGGAAAUACGAGACAGAUUGGUUGAAGAAUCAGUAUGUGAUAGAGAUAACGUUCCAAGUGUUAGUUCCAUCAAUAGGAUACUUCGCAAUAAAGCUGCUGAACGAGCUGCACAGUACGCCAUGUUAGAAAGAGAACGACAGCAUCUUACAGGGCUGUACAUGCAACAUUGGAGUCCUAUACCAGACGUUGCCAUGGCACCAUUUAGUUAUCCAAUAUAUCCGAACGCUCGAGUUAUUUCUGAAGUACCAGCACACACGCCAAUACACAAAGAAGAGCCAAAUAGUCAUGAAAGACCAAGAUCAAACGAGACUGUACAGGACAUAAAAACUUCACGGGAGGAAGAACGUGUUUGGCAAUCCCCAACACUAUCUUCACCUGCAGAUAGUACAGAACACAUUGUAAAUGAUGGUAAGUUAAUCACGAUAACGCGGAGAGGGGGUCACAAAGAAUGGAGGUGAAUCAUAAGUGAGCGAGUGGGGGGGGCAAAAUGGAUUAAGUAAAUGUUGAACAGCAUGGAGAUAACACAUUGAUGGCGGAAAUAUAUGGAUAGACAAACUCUAAGUGGGUCCGGGGUUAAUUCUGAAAAGCCAUUUUUUUACGAUCUGGGAACGAAAUUGUUGGUAUGUCAAGGGAUUCUCAAGAUAAUGGGAUGCUACAUUUAGGUCUGGUUAUUACUAUAGUUGUGUUAUCAUGUACAAAUGUUAUCAUAUAAUUGGUUUAAGUUCUCAAUGGAUUAUGAUUGUGAUGUCUCUCUCGCUUUUCUAAAAAAAAACAUCCUAACGCUUGCAUGAAAUCAUCACAGUUACUAUUUAGGAUAUUUUGGGAAUUACAUAUUGGACAGUGAAAGUGAAGAACUGUUAUUUCUGUUUAGAUGAAAACAACGUAUCAUCUUCAGAAACAACAGAAGAUGCUUCAAAAUCGGAGCCUACUAGUUCAGACAUGCAAGUCGAUCAGAAGAGGAAACUUCGCCGUAACAGAACCACAUUCACUCAGGAUCAAUUACAGAUUUUGGAAAAAGAAUUCGAAACGUCUCAUUAUCCGGAUGUAGCAACGCGUGAAGAAUUGGCAAACAAAAUAGACAUGUCUGAAGCGAGAGUACAGGUAUAUAUAAUUUAGUUGAAUUUACAGAGUUCCCAAAGUAUUAUUAUUCACUCCGACUCCCAACUUCGUCUCAUCCAGGGCAUGAGCCCAUUACAGCUCCCUGGGUUAUAUAUUUUCUCCGUGGUUAUAUGCCUUAUCCUCAGUUUGUGCUAAUUAAAAGUAAAAUAAUAUUACUAUACUGAAACCCAUACGUCCAUUCUUGUAUGUUCUACAAUGUCCUACUGUUUAGGCCAAGAGCUGCUUGAACAUUGUAAUUAACGCAUUUCACAAUUUUCCCUAUUGACGUCAUAAUCAACAUUUUACUUCAGUUUUUAUUUUUUUAUUUUCACCUUUUGCAUUUGGACUAUAAGCCCUUUGAAAUAUUAUAUAAAAGAAUCGAAAUAACCUAACUUAACAAAUGAAAUUAUUAUUAAAUGUUCUAUAUUUCAUGACCAUUUAUAUUCAAUAAAUUUAUGGCUGUUUUCAGGUUUGGUUUUCCAAUAGAAGAGCAAAAUGGCGACGAAAUAAGAACAUGAUGAAUUUACAAGCGAUGCGUCAAUCGUCUGUGUUUGGCGGUUACUGUCACUUAUGUCAUGAUUAUGAACUACCAGACCGAGCAUGUUCCAGCAUACAUAUACGUGGUCUUGAACCACAGUUAUCUUACACUCCGCCUCGAUUUGAACCUUACAGUAGAUUAGAGGGACAUUUUAGACCACUUCCUGCUCUACCAAGUAAGAACUCGUCUUCCCCAGAGUGUCCUAGAGAUUACUCUCGAUAAAAUACAAUGUUUAUUAGAAAGCAAAAAUUUGUAGACUAUAGUGUAUUUAUAACUGAUUUCUACCUGUAAAUAGUUGAAUAUUUAUUAAAGAUAAGAAAUGUUAGUUAAGGGAAAGGAAGACUAUGAAGUAAGAGAGUCGUUUUCGCAUUUGAAAGAAUGUCUAACAUUGUAGUAAUACUUCUUAUUUUGUUUAUUGCAAGUAGGAUUCUCGCAAAAUGAUUUGCUUUUUGAGCAGGUGGAUUCAUAUCAGUUUUAGACACUGAACAAAAUAAUGUUAUUGGAGAAAGUGAACGAGGUAAAAAAGUGUCGCCAAAGCAUGGGCGUGGUCACUUGAAAUGGCGUCAGCAUCCGCCAGAUUUGGUUCCUUUCUUGGUUGUAGAUUCAG